Trichobilharzia szidati is the source of this 1839-nucleotide messenger RNA. NCBI's taxonomy places the organism in Eukaryota, Metazoa, Platyhelminthes, Trematoda, Strigeidida, Schistosomatidae. The record is from the annotation of a GenBank genome assembly.
GAAAAUUAUUUGUUAUUCACUGCCCCAUUCAUUAUGCGUAGGAUACGUCGACCAUUCUCGAAUACAACCUCACUGAAUCCACGAAUUCAUCCUAGACAUGAUCAUGAAGAGGAUGACAAUGAUGCAAGUAUGCUACACCAUCAUCAACACCAACAUCAACCUCAUCACCAUCACCAUCCAAGUGUAAAUCGAUUAGAUGAAGAAGAUAGACGUUCAACGCAUCGUUCAUCAUCUCAUAAUCCACAUGAUUCACAUCCUCACCAUCAUCAACACUCAAAUGAAUCGAAUUCAUCAGUGAAUAGCUCAAUUUUAUCGGAUCAAACAAAUGAAUUCUCCGUGCAGCAAGUGCAACAGCACCACGAACAACACUCAGUUGGAUCAUAUGCAACUGAUGAAUCUUAUAUAAAUUUAUUAAACACAUUAAAUAACUAUAAUACUACCACUCCUAUUACAGAUGAUACAAAUCCACAGAAAUACUCCCAUGUUAUCAAAGCUAUCCGUGAAGUAAUCUCUUGUUGUGCAUGUUAUGCAAGUGACACCCUAAUGAAAGAAUGUAUGAAUGGACAUUUAAUAUGUCAAAAUUGUUUUUUAACUCUACGACAAGAUGAAAGACCCCAAUGUCCAACAUGCCGGGCAAGCCUGUAUUCAGAUACACGACGUGCGCUGAUAGCACAAAAAGUACUCUCUGAAUUACCUGAUACAUGUCUCGAUUGUAAAACAACAAUGCUGCAUAAAUCUUUAAUAAAUCACCGACUUAAUCUAUGUCCUAAACGACGUGUUGCUUGUGGUUUAUCACCAUUUGGUUGUGAAUGGAUUGGUAAUGCUGAACAGUAUCAACAAAAACAUCAACAUGAAUGUGUAACACGUAAGCGUCUAUUGGAACAACCUAUCGGGGAUUACCUGGAUACUUUGUUGCAUCGUUUUCAGACAAGAGAACAAACAAUGCGUGAAACAUUCCAGUGUUUUUCAACUGUGCUACAUCAUUUGGAAGCGCAUGAAAUACAAACGACAUCGAUUACACUGUCAAGUAUUAAUAUCACGGAAACAGAUGUAUUAUAUCGUAGCGAUUAUUUUCAUUUAAACCAAUCAAGAUGGACUAUUGAAGUACUGAUUAAAUUUUUACCAGAACAAACUUCUACAAAUCAUACUCCUACUGAUACGAAUAUCAAUGCACCGUAUAGAUCGGAUUCGUCUACAAUUCAAAUGGAUUUAACUUUACCUUCAACAAAUCUUAGUGUUGAACAUGCUGAAUGUUCAAUGGAUGAAGACACAGAUCAUCCUCAUCAAUCCCAACAACACCACCAACAACAACAAGAACAGGAAGAAGAUCAGCCUCUUUUGUCAUCCUCAUCGACAUCCCCGUCAUCAUCAAUACGUAGACGUAGAAAUCAUUCUUCAUGCCUAUUUACGCGACAUCAUCCCUAUCAAAGAACAUUUAGCCUAACACAGAAUCAAACAUUUACACAUACAGAACAAUCGGAUAUAUCUAUAAAUGAGCGGAUAAUCUCUCCACGUGUAUCCCCUUGUAUAUCAAAUUCUAACUGGUAUGGUGAUAUUACCUUCAGGUUGAUUAAAGAAAAUAGUCCUGGUAUUGGACGUAAAGCAUUUUCAUUUGUAUUUCUCCAAUUAAAAGUACCUGAAUCUGGUGUACAUAUAUAUGCUAGACCACAGUUGCACACAUAUCGAUUUAAUGUUCGUGGGGAGCAUACACCAUAUUAUAAAAUAUUACCUAUACGUUGGAGAUAUAUAAAUAAUUUACGCGAAAUGAUUAAACAUCGUUUAAUUCAAGUAGAAGUGGUUAUUGCUAGAAGAAUUUCAGAAGAUCAUACAGAUAAUUAA